Molecule: messenger RNA, 1429 nt
Organism: Xylaria bambusicola
Lineage: Eukaryota; Fungi; Ascomycota; Sordariomycetes; Xylariales; Xylariaceae
Exons: 1
Coding region: 152-1264 (370 amino acids)
Molecular function (GO): oxidoreductase activity
Source: RefSeq, a predicted model, not a curated record
CGAUGGGACGCGAAUGCAGCAAUCCGACAGCAUAUAAAAGCUGUUGAACGACGCUCAUUUGUAUCACUUCAGUCACCAGCACCGAAGCAUUCUAUCUACGACAACUCCACCGCUUUCUCAGGAUAGACUCAGUCUGUUCUCUCCAGAAAAGAUGCACACGACUAAGUCUUCAGCUUUCAGCGUCCUUGCCACCUUAGUGGCCACCGUCCUUUCGAGCCCGGUUGUGCAACUGAGGCAUUAUGGUCAGCAAAGAUCGGUAUGCACAAAGGAGACGGCCACCAAGCGCAUGGAAUGGUCUUCCCUGUCUACUGAUGAGAGAAAGCAGUAUAUCAGUGCCGUUGAAUGUCUCAUGGCGAAGGACAGUCGGUAUCCCGCGGGCGAAUUGCCCGCCAGCGAUAAUUACUACUCGGACUUUGCUGCACAUCACGCCGGGGUUGCCCUCCACGUACACAUGUCCGGCUCUUUUCUCUCAUUCCACCGUGAGUUCAUUCAGCUCAUGGAAGACUCUCUACAUGGCUGCGGAUACCCUUCCGACAUGGGACUUCCUUACUGGGACUGGACGGCCUAUCUCGACGCCCCUUUAAACCAGAGCACCCUUUUCGAUGGGAGUCCAUCAUCUCUUGGUGGAGAUGGUGAAUCGAUGCGACGGCAAGGAAGCUACGUCAUUAGUGCUGCUGAAGCUCCCAUGGUUUCCCCAGUCCUUGAAAAGGGCAACAUGAUCCCGCCCGGAUCUGGGGGAGGGUGCGUGGUAGAAGGGCCUUUCGCGAACACUACCCUCUACCUUGGACCGUUCCCUGUAGAGCUGACCCUGACUGGUCUGCCAGACGACUGGACAGAGAAGAAUCCACACUGCUUCACUCGGAACCUGAAUGAUGCUGUCCUGCGGCUGCUCAACAACGCCAACCGUAUCAAGAGCCUCGUGGCUGCCCCUAACAUCACCGAUUUUCAAUAUCAGCUUAACGCCAUCCACCGUGGGGGCCAUGUAACAGUCGGUGGUCCAAUGAUGGACUUCUUUGUUAGUCCACUUGAUCCCGCUUUCUUCUUGCACCACGCACAAAUCGAUCGAUUGUGGACCAUGUGGCAGGCCCACGAUCCAACUUCGAGAAGAUACGCGUACAAUGGUACUAACACGUAUAUGAGCCUGCCGGACACUCCAGAGGUUACUAACAGCACGACCCUUGACUUUGGCGUUCUUGGUGGGAAGGUUACUCUAGAGGAGAUAGCUGAUCCUAUGGCCGGCCGAUACUGCUAUCAAUAUGUGUAAUAUCGCGUAGCAAUCAUUCUCCAAUAAGACAUAUAGCUACAUAACAGGAGGCUAAGCUAUUGGACGAGAGGCAUAACUUGUCUGGACUCCUGACACUUCACUUCGAGCCAAAUGGAUUGCUGCACUUUCCAUAGUUAUUGAUUCUUUCAUUUAUUAGAUUUAGCU